Molecule: messenger RNA, 1857 nt
Organism: Andrographis paniculata
Lineage: Eukaryota; Viridiplantae; Streptophyta; Magnoliopsida; Lamiales; Acanthaceae
Exons: 16
Coding region: 81-1592 (503 amino acids)
Molecular function (GO): manganese ion binding; metalloaminopeptidase activity
Source: RefSeq, a predicted model, not a curated record
AUAUUGUGAACCUCGUCUGUAUAAAUUCUACGGGAAGACAACACCACAGUACACUUGAGAGCCAAAGCAGCCGAGACGCCAUGGCUGCUCCUGCGCCUGUUUCUUCUCUGUCACCGCCGGAGGUGCCCAUGGAACUACACGCCGUCAAUCGGAAGAAGCUUUUAGAUUCAUUUCGAGGCCACCUAUCUGCGUCUUCUAGCCCUCUCCAAGGCUUUGUGUUUCUCCAGGGCGGGGAAGAGCAGAAUCGGCACGACACCGACCAUGUUGAAUUGUUUAGGCAGGAGAGCUAUUUUGCAUACUUGUUCGGAGUGAUAGAGCCUGGGUUUUAUGGUGCUGUUAAUAUAGCAAAUGGAGAAUCAAUACUCUUUGCUCCAAGAUUACCGGCUGAUUAUGCUGUGUGGCAAGGAGAAAUUAAGCCAUUAUCCUACUUCAAGGAAAAAUACAUGGUUAACUACGUAUACUACACGGAUGAGAUCUCAGAAGCUUUGAAUAAUCAAUUUCAAGGAUCUGGCACACCAUUGCUUUAUCUCUUGUAUGGGCUCAACACCGACAGCAACAACUAUUCCAAACCUGCAGACUUUGAGGGUAUUGACAAGUUUAAGACUGAUCUAAAUUCUCUGCAUCCAAUUUUGACUGAAUGCCGAGUUGUAAAGUCAGAGCUAGAGCGUGCAGUCAUCCAAUUUGCCAAUGAUAUCAGCUCUGAAGCUCAUAUUGAGGUUAUGAAAAAGGCCAAAGUAGAUAUGUUAGAGUAUCAGUUAGAAAGCUUGUUUCUUCAUCACACAUACAUGUAUGGUGGCUGUAGGCAUUGUUCGUAUACAUGUAUCUGCGCAACUGGUAACAACAGUUCUGUGCUCCAUUAUGGUCAUGCAGCGGCUCCCAAUGACAAGAUCUUAGCAGAUGGGGAUAUGGCGUUGCUAGACAUGGGAGCUGAAUACCAUUUUUAUGGUUCUGAUAUAACAUGUUCCUUCCCUGUUAAUGGGAAAUUCACACCUGAUCAAUCCCUUAUAUACAAUGCUGUCCUUCGUGCGCAUAACGCGGUUAUAUCCAGCAUGCGACCGAGAGUAAACUGGGUUGAUAUGCACAAGUUGGCUGAAAAAGUUAUUCUGGAGUCAUUAAAGGAAGGAAAUCUUCUUGUUGGUGAUGUGGACACGAUGGUUAAAGAGAGAGUUGGUGCUGUUUUUAUGCCCCAUGGCCUUGGACACCUUCUGGGAAUUGAUACUCAUGAUCCUGGGGGUUAUUUACAGGGAGCAGAAAGACCCACGGAUCCUGGACUGAAUUCUUUGCGCACAAGUAGAGACCUCUUGGAGGGAAUGGUGAUUACUGUGGAACCCGGAUGUUACUUCAUUGAUGCAUUGUUAAUUCCUGCAAUGGAAGAAAGCUCGCAAACAUCAAAAUAUUUCAACCCGGAGAUGAUCAAUAAAUUUCGAGGGUUUGGUGGGGUUCGAAUUGAAAGUGAUGUGUGUGUCACCGCGGAGGGUUGUGUGAAUAUGACCAAGGUUCCUCGGGAGAUAUCCGACAUUGAGGCAGUGAUGGCCGGCGCUCCUUGGCCUAUUGAGAAGUCUAAUGUUCCUUACAUGAAUGGGAAAACUUAAGGUAUCAAUGCAUUAUAUUGGCUGACUAAACGUGACUCAUGUCUUCUCCGUAUAUACUCCUCCGUAAACAAGAUAUUCGAAUGUUUGGUUUGCGAAUAAGCCGUCUAUAUAUUCGGUUGUAUAUUUUGAAUAAAGGCUUACUGCCAUGGAUCAUUCCUUUUGAAGGGUGAGAUCCUUUGUGAUCCUUGCUGCAUUUUUCUAUGUAAUCCAGCUUUUAUGUGCAAGGCUCCCGACCAUGAAUGCAAUACCUGUGUGUUGUGUGCUA